AUGCAAGCAAGUACAUGUGUAACACCUCGAAUUUUUACUGCAAUACAAAAUGUGGACAUACAUGAAUUAUCGAUGUGUUCUCAUAAAGAAAUACGUCCAAUUUUACCAUGUUUGGUUCGAAUGAGUUUAAUUUCCCCGUUAGACAUAACAAAGGAUUGUGUUGAAGAAAGAAAACAAGUUUUGACAAUUUUAUCUGGUAUUGAAUCAGUAAAUUCAAUAAUUGCACUGCUGUCGAUAGAUUUUCAUGCAUUGGAGACUGACGUUCGAAAAGAGCAACAAUUGAGGCAGAAGUUGGGUAGCUUACAGAGAGAUAGUGUUCUUGCACAGUCAUUGCAAAGUGGUCUUGCUUUAGAAUUUGAACGCAGUGAGUCUACGAGACGAAUAAGACUAGUUCUAAGUGAAUUGUUAUAUAUAGCUUCUCAAGUACAAGAACUACAAAAGAAUCAGGAAUUUCAAAUCAAACAAUCCGAUUUAUUUGAUAAUGCAGUAUACAUGGAAGAGAUUUGUUAUGUGAUUUGCAUUGCUUUAGCAGAAUUACCAACAUUGUUGUCAAUUCUAGAUAUUACGGAAACAUUAUUACAUGUUAAACAUGGUCCAGAAAUAAUUUGUUGGAUAGUUGCUAAUAUUCCUGAUAGUUUUAACGAAGUAUGUGCACAUUUAAUCGCCAAUGGUGAAAGACAAGAGGAAUCAACAUUGGGCAGAAUUAGAACAAUGGCUUUGACAAUGUUAUGUCAAAUGAAUCCUAGACAAGCAUUAGCUGUAAGAGCUAAAUGUGUUGAAUUGUGUAGGAUGCCAGCUUUAGCAAUUACAUUAAGUCUGGAACAUGAGAAUAUAAAUAAUGAUGAAUUAGAAAGUGAUAUAGUUGCAUUUGUAUCAGGGUUAUUGCUUGGUAGUGAUCAACAAGUGAGAACAUGGAUCGCAAUGUUUAUUAGGAAUGGACAAAAACGUAAAUGGGAAUCUCACACAGCAUUACAGUCUUUAAGAGAAGAACUUCUCAAACGAUUGCAAGCAAUCACUUCCCAAAAUGCAGGUCAAUUGCCAGAAAGUCAAGUUGUUCAAGCUAGUGCUUUACUACGCCUUUAUUGUGCAUUAAGAGGCAUUGGAGGCAUUAAAUUUCAAGAUGAUGAGGUAGCAAUGAUUGUUCAAUUGCUAACAUCUCAUCCUCCUCCAUCUCCAGCUGGUGUAAGAUUUGUUUCUUUAGGUCUUUGUAUGCUUAUUGCGUGUUCAUCAUUAAUAGGACAUCACAAUCUUGAAAAGCGGAGUAUAGAAUGGGUGCAGUGGCUUGUUCGUGAAGAAGCUUAUUUUGAAAGUGCUAGUGGUGUAACAGCAAGUUUUGGAGAAAUGUUACUUUUAAUGGCUAUACAUUUUCACAGCAACCAAUUGUCAGCUAUUUGUGAACUUGUGUGUGCAACUUUAGGAAUGAAAAUACCAAUUAGACCAAAUAAUUUAACUAGAAUGAAGCAAAUUUUUAUGCAAGAGAUAUUUACAGAACAAGUUGUUACUGCUCAUGCUGUUAAAGUUCCAGUCACAGCUAAUUUAAAUGCAAACAUUCCAGGAUUUUUGCCUGUACAUUGUAUUCAUCAAUUGUUGAAAUCACGAGCAUUUGCAAAACAUAGAGUUCCAAUAAAGAAUUGGAUUUAUAAGCAGAUUUGUAAUAGUGUGCCACCACUGCAUCCAGUUCUCCCUGCUUUAGUUGAAGUGUAUGUCAAUUCAAUUUUAGUAACCAACAACAAAACAUCAGAACACACGAAUAAACCAAUUACGGAAGAUGAAAUCAGGAGAGUAUUCCAAAAUAGUGUGUUUGGUGCAAAUUUUGAUUUUAAGAAAAAUAAUAAUGUUCCUCAGAGAGAUAUAGAUAAUAUAGACAUUGAUAUUCCAAAACCUUCUCUUACAUCGCAGUUAUUACUGUUAUACUACUUAUUAUUAUAUGAAGAUGUCAGAUUAUCCAACAUGCACACAUUCAUCUCACAGGAUAGAAAAGUUAAAUCAUAUUCAACUGAAUUUCUAUCCGAGUUACCAAUAAAAUAUCUACUUCAGUUAGUUCAGAGAGAUCAAAUGAAUUAUGCAGGAUUAUUUUCUCCUCUUCUUAGACUAUUAGCAACUCAUUUUCCACAUCUUUCAUUAGUAGAUGAUUGGCUUGACAAUGAGAUGAUUAAUAUAGAUUCUACAGUUAUGAACUAUGAGAAUGUAAAAAUUACUGAUAUGAUGAUUAUCGAGACAUUUUCACAUAUUCAAACAUGUCCUUCGAGAACAGGAAGACUGUUAAGACAAUUAAUGUCAAUGAAACCAACUGAUAUCUGGCCUCAUGCUGAAAUUAUAAUUUAUUAUUUCAAGGCAAUUUUAAGUCAGCGAGUUCCUAGAUAUAUUCAAGAGUUAUACAAGCAAGUAUGGCUCCGGCUAAACACAGUUCUUCCAAGAUGUUUAUGGGUGUUAUCAAUAAACGCACUGUUAAUAGAAAAUUCUAUUGUAAAAAAUGUGUCUUUAACACAAGAAAACAUUGUCUUAGAUCCUUUACAAGUACUCAGAUGUGACACAAGAGUCUUCAGAUGUGCUCCAAUUUUAUCUAUUAUUUUAAGAAUUUUACAAGCUGCAUUAGCGGCCUCUCGAUCUCAGUUAUCCCGACAUAUACAGGACAAACCGUUAACUGAAAAAAUUGGACAAUUAUCAAGCGACAGCGAAAGAGAAGAUUUAAGAACAGCAUUAGUAGCGGGACAAGAGAGUGCAGCUGUUCAAAUAUUAUUAGAAGCAUGUUUAGAAACAGAAGAAGACAGACAAACUCCUGGACAAAUGUGGUCCCUAAGAGAAAUUCAAAGCAUCAUUUGUUCAUACUUGCAUCAAGUGUUUAUAGCAGAUCCAUCAUUAGCCAAAUUGGUUCACUUUCAAGGUUAUCCAAGGGAAUUGUUACCCAUAACAGUUACUGGUAUUCCAUCUAUGCACAUUUGUCUCGACUGGAUUCCUGAAUUGUUAUCUCAACCAGAACCAGAAAAACAAAUAUUUGCUGUAGAUUUGGCUUCACAUCUUGCAAUUCAAUAUGCUUUACCAAAGGCUUUGAGUGUUUCUCGGUUAGCAAUUAAUACUCUGGUAACACUUUUAGGAGUAUUAUCUGCUAAAGAUCGUGUAAUUUUAUUUUUGCCUGUACUACCAGCCUUAACGCGUAUAUGUUUAGCUUUUCCACCAUUAGCUGAAGAUACUACAGGUUUACUGUUACAGCUUGGUAGAGUUAAUUCUGCUCAAGCAGCCUUAGGAGAUAAAUCUGCAGAUAUUUUAUGUCAUGAAGUUACUGAAACUUUUUGUAUGUUAUUACAAAAAGCUAUUUUACAGUCACGAGUAUACUAACAAAUUAUACGUUUUCUUGUAUCAAUUAUGGACUUAUUGUUUUAUUUUAUUUAAUUACAAUAAAACACUUUUUAUCUAAACA
Dufourea novaeangliae is the source of this 3418-nucleotide messenger RNA. It is a transcript of the gene IntS2, whose product is annotated as integrator complex subunit 2. NCBI's taxonomy places the organism in Eukaryota, Metazoa, Arthropoda, Insecta, Hymenoptera, Halictidae. The record is from RefSeq and is a predicted model, not a curated record. The transcript is spliced from 5 exons. Gene Ontology annotation, cellular component: integrator complex. Gene Ontology annotation, biological process: snRNA 3'-end processing. Bases 1 to 3336 code for a protein of 1111 amino acids.